AUGGCACGCGGUUAUGCUAAGCUAAUCGUUCAUAUCUUUAAAGGUAUUCGAGGCCGCGUCCGAGCGGAAAUCUCGUCCCUGCUUGAUAGCCGGCCCGAGUUGAGAGAGCAAAUUCAACGAGAGAUUCAUAGCUUUGCUGAUGAACUCAUGGACGCCUAUAUGCUCGACGCGGCGCAAGGACUCAUGGAUGGUAUGGACGAUGAUAACGGUUCGCAGUCUUCACAAUUCGAGCCGUUCGCUGAAGUUACUGCUCUCUCACCACCCGUGGUAUUCGAGAAUACUGAGCCUUGUUUGAGUGUCGGUGGAGUCGCAGCAGAUGCAUCGCUGUCGCCUUCAGCAAGGCCAAUUCACGAAGUCGUAUCGUUUGGCCGGAGUCGAAUCAAUGAGGCUGUUCUAGAUAUACCUGAACGAGGCAAAACACCGGAACCCACACCAAAACACCAGGUUUUAGUCACGCCUGAUGUCGGAGAGACAUGCUCAUCUUCCGAUCUAAACCAAAGACUAGAUGUCACUCCAGAAUCUACGCACCAGAAUUCCUCGAGUACUGUUGCCCAAGCUUCCUUAAAUGAGUCGCCCAGCGAUCGGCGCAACCGAUGGGCGUCAAAUAAGGAUCAGCAGUCUCUAUCUCCAGAUAUUUACGCAUCUGAGGUGACGGACGAACAGCGCAGUCCCAUUAGCAGGGGACCAUUUUGCAACAGAAGAGAAUCUGUUAAGACAGUUAAGUCUCACAACUAA
This is a messenger RNA of Trematosphaeria pertusa, 735 nucleotides long. RefSeq lists its product as uncharacterized. Lineage: Eukaryota; Fungi; Ascomycota; Dothideomycetes; Pleosporales; Trematosphaeriaceae. Bases 1 to 735 code for a protein of 244 amino acids. The transcript has a single exon. The record is from RefSeq and is a predicted model, not a curated record.